Manihot esculenta (cassava) is the source of this 2419-nucleotide messenger RNA. RefSeq names its product CBS domain-containing protein CBSCBSPB5. The record is from RefSeq and is a predicted model, not a curated record. The transcript has 15 exons. Lineage: Eukaryota; Viridiplantae; Streptophyta; Magnoliopsida; Malpighiales; Euphorbiaceae. The coding region runs from base 471 to 2099 and encodes 542 amino acids. Gene Ontology annotation, molecular function: protein binding.
GGAGCGUUUUCAGUUGGAAUUGUAACGUGCGCGAAUAUCAUUGGGUCCCUUCCCAUCCUGUGGCAAAUUUCACAUCCUCCCAUUUUCCUUCUAGGGUUUCAGCCCCUCUCCACCUCCACUAUUUCCGUAUCUCUAUAUCUCUGCCUCGCCGGUCGGUGAAUAUUACGGAAAAUCUAAUUUUCCGAUAACAGUCCCGACCUGCUCUUCGCCUUCGAAAACUUUUUGUCUCUCACAGUUAGCCAUCCUUUUUUUUUUUUUUCCCUAUCCUGAAUCUUCUCGACUGUUCGAUUGACGAAAAUUAAUUUUCGUUUCUGACUGAGGCUCCGUUUCAUCAAAUUUUCAUUUCUCGAUUGAAUUCUCCUCUUCCUUUUGCUAUUGAAACCACUGUUGCCUAAUCUAUCGUUCUGGUGAUUGGUUGCAGUAAUUUGAAGGGAUAUAGAUUGAAAAUUGUGUGUCGAUUGUAGGUGAAGAUGGCCAGUCAAGGCGGAUCUUCGAGGAAAAGUUUAUCGUUGUCAAACUCAGCUUCUGUGCUUGCAAGGAAGAAAUCAUCUGAGAAUGGUGGUGCCCCUGAUUCUGCACGAAAAUCUUUCACCGGUUCUCGGCCCGGGGGACUGACUGGUGAGCGCACAGUUAAACGAUUGCGCCUGUCAAAGGCCCUUACAGUACCUGAGACCACAAGUGUUCAUGAGGCUUGUCGUCGUAUGGCUGCUCGUAGAGUUGAUGCCUUAUUGCUAACAGACUCAAAUGCUUUACUUUGUGGAAUCCUUACAGACAGGGAUAUAGUAACAAGAGUUAUUGCUCGUGAUAUUAAUCUUGAGGAAACCCCUGUUUCCAAAGUUAUGACAAGGAACCCAGUGUUUGUUCUUUCUGACACCCUUGCUGUGGAAGCUCUACAGAAGAUGGUUCAAGGAAAAUUUAGGCAUUUGCCUGUUGUGGAUAAUGGAGAGGUUAUUGCUUUGCUUGAUAUAGCAAAGUGUUUAUACGAUGCUAUUGCUCGUAUGGAAAGGGCAGCUGAGAAAGGAAAGGCUAUUGCUGCUGCUGUUGAAGGUGUAGAAAAAAAUUGGGGGACAUCCUUUUCUGGACCUAAUACAUUCAUUGAGACACUUCGAGAGCGGAUGUUUAAACCGUCUUUAUCUACAAUAAUUCAGGAGAAUUCAAAGGUUGUAACAGUUUCACCAACUGAAACAGUUUUGGCAGUGACAAAGAAGAUGCUUGAAUUCCGGGCAAGCUCUGCAGUGGUGGUUGUUGAUCACAAACCACGGGGAAUUAUAACAUCUAAGGAUAUCUUGAUGCGAGUAAUAUCACAAAAUCUUCCACCAGAUUCCACUGUUGUAGAGAAGGUUAUGACUCCUAACCCGGAAUGUGCAACCAUUGAUACUCCAAUUGUUGAUGCUCUGCAUACCAUGCAUGAUGGGAAGUUUUUGCACCUUCCUGUAGUAGAUAGAGAUGGGAAUAUAGUUGCUGUUGUUGAUGUGAUUCAUAUUACUCAUGCAGCUGUUGCCACGGUUGGAAAUACUGCUGGAGUAAAUAAUGAGGCAGCAAACACAAUGAUGCAAAAGUUUUGGGAUUCCGCAAUGGCCUUAAGUCCCAAUGAGGAGGAUGAGGAUACUCGGAGUGAAGGUUCCUUGAAAUUGCCUUCUGAAGGAGGAGAGACAGGAAGAUCUCUUCCCUAUCCUUCAUCAACGUUGCCAAAUACGUUUGGUUUCAAAAUUGAAGACAAGAGGGGGCGAAUGCACAGAUUUACUUGUGAUACUAAGAAUUUGACAGAUCUGAUUACUGCUAUACUCCAGAGGUUAGGGGAUGACAUUGAUCGAAACAACUUGCCUCAAAUUCUGUAUGAAGAUGAAGACCGUGAUAAAGUUGUUCUGGAGUCAGAUAGCGAUCUUGGAGCAGCUGUGGAGCAUGCAAAAUUAGCUGGUUUCAAGGGUCUGAGAUUGCAUUUAGACUAUUCUGGAAUACGCGGUCGACGGGGGAGUAAUUCAAGAGAUAUGGAGUACGGUCACCAAGAUGCAUGGGCUGCUGCAUACAGUGCUGUUGCAGCUGGUGCGGCCCUGGUUGCCGGGUUGGGUGUACUGGCGUACUUGCGAAGAUCCAGUUAGUGAUGGUUUUUUUUUUUUUUUUUUUUGUGGGAAAAAAUUAGCAGUUCAUACAAAUGUAAUUUCUCCUGAACGAAGUGACCAAAAUGGAAUUGGCUGGGAGGCAUUUCUUGUGCUUGAUAUGUGUUUUUGUAGACCUAGAUGUGUACAACAAAAAGAAAAGAAGGGAAGGGAAGGGAAAAACAAAAACUCAAUUUGUUGGUGCUGGGUACUCCAAACAAAACACCUUUACAUGUAUUCAGUGUUGGUAUGUAAUAUUCUGUGGUACACGAAGUUGGAAAUUUUUGGGUGUAUAGAAAAUAAAGUGUGCCACUUUCUGAGCA